CAGCACUCUUCUGGCAACGCUCUUUUCACCUUGAUGGUUGCUGCUUGUCUUUUCCUUCUGGCAGAAACACGUUAUCUGCAUGGAGAAAGACUGGAUUUACUGGGAAGGAAUGAUAAGUAUGUGUCUCUGGUCAACUUCAGCAUCCCUGAGCUAUGUCAGUUCACAGUGUGCGUUGACCUAAACCGGACUGCCAAUGUCAGCUCUUGGGCAGCCUUUUCCUAUGAUGUUGACACCACCUCCACUGACAUAAAUGACUUAGAGCUUGGACUCUCUGGAGAAAACAAGCACUUGAGACUGUAUCUUUUUGGCACCAGACGAGACAUUGAGAUCGAUCUGGCCCUUUUUGUGUGGUAUAGCGUGUGCUGCUUGUGGGACACCAGAAGACAACUGCUGGAGGUCUACUGCAAUGGUAAUCGCGUGCAUAACGAAACCAUUGGCAGCGCUGAGUGCCUGAAACCCAACGGUAGCCUGGUGCUGGGUCAUCUGCACAAAAGAAAGGAUGGCUUUAUUGUGCGGGUAAGCAACAGCUUCAUUGGCAGCUUGUACUACUUCCAAAUGUGGGACCGUGUGAUAGGUCAGGAAGAGCUGCUGGACUGCGCCACGGGCAAUAUUGUCAGCUGGAAGGAAGAGUACUGGAACUUCAGCAGCAUCCUUCCCAUUGCAGACCAUCGCCUGCGCUGUGCAGGCUCGAGUGAAGCAUCAUCCACAACGGCUCCUACGCUACCCCCAUCACCUCCGACCAGUAGUACCAAUGGUACCAUUCUACUCAGCUUCUUCAAAGUUGACAUGAACUUUUCUCUUUGCUACAAAACGGAGAGAGCUCCUGAUUACUAUGAUGCAAGGAAGCUUCUUGAAAACUGGUUUAGUAUCAUAUUUACUGGAGAAGAAUUUGUGGUGACAAACUUUAAAGUCAGGGGUAAUUACCCACAAAGCAGUGUCUAUAAGAGGGCUCACAUGAAGGUAAAUCAGAUGUCACAAAGCUACAUCUGCAAGGCCAUUAUAAAGGCCAUAUCACUUGAAAUACAAGAAGUGCUGAGUCUCAAGAUCAAACAGUUAUUGAAUGAUACUUACGAAGAGGGACCAUUAUCCUUAUACGUGAAGCCUGAAGAUGUGGCUGUCAAGCCAAUAGCACUAAUGGAUUGUCCAGAAAGCUCUUCACACACGAGAGACAAGGGGAAUUAUUCCUGGCCGCUAACAAGUCCAGCUACCAAAGCGGAGGUCAGCUGCAGGAAAAACCCUCUGCAGUCUGCUCAAAGGAGCUGUGCAAUUAAUAUUGAACUUGAGCAAGCUUUCUGGGAGAAACCAAAUAUGACUGAAUGUAAAUUACUGGAAGAACUUCCAAAUAAUAUUUUAGACCUCCAUGAUAUCACGAUAACAGAAGAGAAUGCACAAGAUGUUGUACAGCAUAUUUUAUACCUCUUGCCAGAUGCAACGCUGCAUAUGGAAGAAUUAGAAAUCAUUGCAAGUAAAAUUUCUGAUAUCGUAAGGCUUGCAGAUAUGAGCAUGACACUUGCAGAGACUAUAUUGUCUAUACUAAACUAUAUUUUGCUGCAAGAAAUAGAAGAUGAGGACAUUAGAAAACUGACCAAUAGUAUCCUGAAGACAACCGAGGAGAUAGGCUAUAAGGUGACUUACACAGAAAGAAAUACGUCGGUCAUAACCACUUCCUUGGCUUUGUUGGUGAUGCGUCCAGAUCCCAGCGUGUUUGAAGGACUGGCCUUUGGCGUUACCUCCUACGACAGAGGUGUGGAUCUCAAGAUCAAUGUUCAAGAAAACCCUUUCAAAAAGGCCUUGGCCUCAGUGUUUUUGCCAAAAUCACUUAAGAAAUUCCUAGGGAUCGAGCACUCUGACCCAGACAAGCAUUCGAAGAUCCAGUUUAAUUUUUUUGGCACUACUUCACUCUUUGCGGAUGACAGUUUAACAAAGGAGAGGUUGAAUACUUACGUUGUGAGUGCCAGCAUUGAAAAUGCAUCAAUUCAGAACCUUAAUGAGCCUGUGACUAUUACUCUUCAGCACAUAGACCAAAAUACGGGUAAUGCAGCCGUGCACUGCGUCUUUUGGGACUUUUGGAAGAACAAUGGACUGGGUGGUUGGAAUACAUCGGGGUGUGAAAUGGAAUAUACAGAUAUGAAUUACACAAUCUGUUUUUGUAACCAUCUUACCCAUUUUGGAGUCCUACUGGACUUGUCCCGGACACAGAUAGAUAUCACACAUGAUCGUAUAUUAACUCUGAUAAGCUAUGCAGGAUGUGGUGCUUCUUCCCUUUUUUUGGGUAUAACACUGGUGACAUAUCUAGCAUUUGAAAAGCUGCGGAGAGACAACCCUUCAAAAAUCCUGCUCAAUCUUUGUGCCGCACUGCUGAUGCUGAACGUGGUCUUCCUCAUCAACUCCUGGCUGUCCUCGUUCAACCAGCCAGGUUUCUGUAUCACCGUGGCCGUGCUCCUUCACUAUUUCCUUCUUGCAGCUUUCACGUGGAUGUGCCUGGAGUCUGUUCACUUCUACCUGGCUCUUGUCAAAGUUUUCAAUAUUUAUGUCCCAAAGUACAUCCUAAAAUGCUGUAUUGCUGGCUGGGGAAUACCAGCUAUUGUAAUUACUAUUGUGCUUAUUAUAAAUAAAGACUUCUAUGGCAAUGGAUCACAUUCUGAGAGCAAUCCCUUCAGCAAUUUUUGCUGGAUUCAGGAGAACAUGGUGUUCUACAUCUCCGUUGUGGCCUACAUCUUCUUAAUAUUUUUGACGAAUACAGCCAUGUUCAUCACUGUUCUCCUUCAAAUCCGUGCCGUGAAAACAAGGACACAAAAGAGAUCCAGAUUCUGGAAAAAGGGUUUUCUUCAAGACCUCAAAAGUGCUUUCAGCUUGAUGCUCCUUUUGGGCUUAACCUGGGGCUUUGUCUUUUUUGCCUGGGGAGCAGUGAGGAUAUUUUUCUUGUAUCUCUUCAGCAUUUUUAACACCUUGCAAGGGUUCUUUAUCUUUGUGUUUCACUGCCUAAUGAAGGAAGAAGUAGUGAAGCAGUGCCGACUACACUUUUGCUGGGGAAGAUUUCGUCUGAGUAAUUAUUCUGAGUGGAGUGGGUCAGGUGCAACUGCUGGAUCUACACCAAGGCGCUUAAACCACAAAUCACCGUCCCAGGCUUUGUGGAGCCUAAAUUCUAAUGGAACAAGUUCAACUUUCAAUGGUUCGGAUUUCCUUCCCAGGACUUCUCCGGAUAUAAAUUUUAGGAUCGCUGAAGUUCAUUACAACCCCAGUGCUGUACCUCCAGAAGAUGCUGAGACCAAACAUCCUUGUUCACGAAGAAUACUACCCAUGGAUACAGGGCACUAUCCACUGAAAGCAAGAUUUUUUCAUUGAUACUGAACUUGUUUUCUUCUGAUUAUCUAAUGAUGGUUCUCUUUUGUGGCAUGUAGAAAUAAACAUUCAUCUAAAUAAUUACUUCUAAUGUACAAUUAUCACUCUGAACACAAUUAUGGAGCUAAAACAUCCCAUGAUUCAACUCACUAGGCUUCAGUGGAGUGGCAGUACUGACCACAUAAGGAUGUGGUCUCCCUGUGUUUCCAGGAUUAGACCUCAUGUUAAACAGAGACUGGAAACAUUCUCUUCCUCAUCAUUAGCCCUUCUCAUAGUUUGUCCUCUUUUUUUUCUCUUUACACCCUCCUGCCAUACCUCUGCUCCCUUCUUCAUCUAAUACUUAUCCUCAGAACCUAAUAUGCAUAAUAUUGAGUUUCAAGUCAUAUUUUUGAGCCUGUUGGCUGUCUCGGGCAUGGAUGUCUAGGCUCCUCAAUAAGUAUCUUUCAUUACUUUUUCUGAGAUGGACUUUGAUCAACUUACAAAUUAAGAAAUUGGACUCAGCUUUCCAAGAUGUUCCUUUCAGUUGUAUGUUUUUAUUUUCAGACGUGCUGGCACUGUUGACUUGGAUUUAGAUCUCUAAAGAGAUACACAUGUUGUUUAAUUGUUUGAAAAUGUUGCCCAGUACCUUCAAAUGGAAUGUGGAAACAAGAAAAACUGAAAUUCCUGCCUCUAAUGAGUAUCCAUGUGUACGAUACAGGUUUCAGAUUACCUCUCCUGCAAAAAAAAAAAAAACCAAAACAACCAACCCCAGAACAAUAGCAGAUAAAAUCCUACCAUCUUUGGAGGUAGUGAUUAAGAAGUUUGUCCUUUAGUAAUACUUUGGUGUGAAUACAGCAGGAGGUAAACUCCAUUUCAUAACAUCACAAGAGAGACUUAACCUUCCUCUCCUACUAAAGAGGGGCUUUCCUUCAGCAAAUGUGUUUGAAUUGGUAACUUGCCUGCUCAACCAAAUCCUAGUUUCAGUUUUGAAUGCCGUUCUCUGUAUCAUUCAAGUGAAGAUUUUUUAAUGAUUGCUAAUAUUAUAAAAUACUAACCUGUACCGAUGACAGAGAAGUAAGAAAAUACAAAGGAGCAAUGUCUUAGAGCUGGUAUGUAUGAUAGCAAAUACAAAAGGUUCUUUCAUUCUGUGAAUAACUCCCACACAGCAAUUAGUGGAAAAAGAUGAGUAUUUCAAUAUACAGUAGCUACAGCCAGCCUACUUGAAAUUAGACAGAUCACCUUCACUUCCUUGGCUUUCUGGGAGAAACGUUAGCGUUAAAAACAUGCAAACGAGUUCCACCUCAUACCCACUUGUUUCUAACUUGAAAUUGCUUUCAAUGACAAAGAAAUUUAAUAUAAAAUACAGUUAAGUAUGUCAGACACUUGAACUAUCAUCCUCUGCUUGUAUUCUUUAUUUUCAUUAGUAAACUCUUUGUUCCACAAUCUGCUGCUGAAUACAGCUUUUCCCUGCUUUGCAAUGAGAAGCAGGACAUGAUGUGCCAUGGUGCUGCGUGCUAAAGCUGUGCCUGACUCCGCUUGCAUCCCAACCCGGCUGCUGCACACCCCAGGGGGGUCCUGUGAGGGCCAGGAAGGAGGCUGCGGAGGUCUUCGGAGGAACCAGAGCUUUAGUCCUCCUGAGUCCCUUUUAUACCAGUUUGUCUCUAUGAUAUCUGUACGCCUAGGUGGAUGGACAGUCUGACACUGUUUCCUUCUCUACCACCCUGCUUCGACCCCCACUGUCCUCCUUCGUGCAGUAAUUCUUUCUGCAUACACUUUACGGGACAGAAGGUAAUAGGCUUAAAUUUAGACUAGGCAUUAGGUAACAGUUUCUAAUUUUAAGGAAUAAGUGGUCUAGAGUGCACAUGGAAUUGCCAUCAUUGCAGGACUUAAAAAUACUCAUAGUGGUACGACAUACCUGCCAGAAUUGGUAUAAGUAAAGUUGAUUUUGCCUUAGGGCAAAAAGGAUGGACUGGAAGAACUGUUGAAAGUCCUCCCAACUCUGUUUUCUAUUACUCUAAUUUAAAAUAAAAAGGCAGCAAAAGAGGAUCAAUAUGAGAGCAACACGAGACUGGCCUUGUCUCCUGCAUACUGUAAUUGUUUUAUUACAUACCUGAUAAAAGACAAAAUGUACCUUGAUUUUCUGAAGUUUUUCCUAAAUGCCCUUAUAACAUUAUUAAAUGAUUAGGAGCAGUAAAGAUUUGGAUAAAAGCUGGACAAGCAGUAAGAAUAGUGCUGGAAAUCUUAAGACUUCUCAGGCUGCCGAGAAAUGGCUGGAAAUGCCAUUUUUUGGGCAGAUCCGUCAGCAUGUUUCCUGCUUCAGAGGUAUAACAGUGGGAAGAAGAGCAAGCUGCAUGGCAUGGAGUGAUGUCAGGUCUCCAUUCUUGCUAUUGAUUUUUUUUCUAUUCAAAAAGCAAAAUUUGGAAGUAAAUUUUUAAAAACCUGUCAACUUGCUUAUGUAAAAUGCAAAGUGCUAUUUGUUCUGCAAAGGUGGUUAGCUCACUUCCACUCUCCAUCAUAUGCCUAAUGGCUUUUCCAGCUAAACAGUGUAUCAUUUAUGUUUCAAGCAUGGCAUUGUUUAGGUUGUCAGGCGGAAUGAAGAUGUAUAAUUUUCUUUGGGCUGAAAUAAUAUCUUCUGUGUCGGCACCACUACAUUUGCUCUUCUCCAACAUAUCUACGCUGACAUUCUGUCACAGAAUUGUGCACUGAUGGUUUUCACAGGGAGAGGACAUGCACAAAGUAAAAUCUAAUAAAAAAUUGCUUUGCGCUUCUGA
Aquila chrysaetos chrysaetos is the source of this 6092-nucleotide messenger RNA. RefSeq names its product adhesion G protein-coupled receptor G4 (gene ADGRG4). Gene Ontology annotation, biological process: adenylate cyclase-activating G protein-coupled receptor signaling pathway; cell surface receptor signaling pathway. The transcript is spliced from 23 exons. The coding region runs from base 34 to 3345 and encodes 1103 amino acids. Lineage: Eukaryota; Metazoa; Chordata; Aves; Accipitriformes; Accipitridae. The record is from RefSeq and is a predicted model, not a curated record. Gene Ontology annotation, molecular function: G protein-coupled receptor activity. Gene Ontology annotation, cellular component: membrane.